UUUAGUAUUCGGGGCUCGAGCUGGGCUUGAUAAAUAAGGGGACGUUAUUUAAUCCUGUAUACCAAAUAUAGCUGCAGUUCAAGUUAUAUAUAAUACUAUAUACACCAUAUAUAGAAUGUUGUAUUGUGUAUAGUAUAUUGUGUAUUUUGCUUCUUGUAUCUCCUGACCACAAUAUGUUUGAGGAUGUUGCGCAUGUGGCAGCCGUGUCUUCGACGUGGACGCAAGGAUGGCGGUCACAAAUCUGGGGCGCUUGUUGUUAUGGACGCAUACAGCUGGUGGAGGCGGACUUCCUUUGCCGCAGCAUUGUUUUCGUGCGGUCACAAAGCCUGCCGCAAUCGUCUACAUUGCUUUGUUUGUCUUCUUCUUCGCCUUUGGUCCUGCAGUCUUGAAGACCGACAUCCUCCAGGUUGGCGGACUGGUCGCUGCAGUUAUUGGACUGGCGUUGGUGGCCGUGUUUUGGCAGUGGCUCUUUGAGCGUGCAUCCUUGCAAGUGGACACGUCUGUACGACAGUUCGAGGCCGCCGAGCUCUCACAUACCCGACUGAUUUGCUACCGAAACCGAAGCCUUUGGGGUCUCGGAGGUGAAACCUUGGCGUGUCAGGUCUAUCUCUUCUUCGGCUUCUAUCCCAAAGAGCAACAGCUGAAUCGCACCUUACCUCCGGGCAUGUUUGAUACUGGGACAGUGCGUGCUGGUUUCAUCCCGGUGGGGCAGCCGUUGGAUAGCAGCGGAGCAGGCCUUGAUGCAUCUAAGUUGCAGACAGCUGCAGGUCAGGGGAAUCCUACGACCACAAUGGGCUUCACGGCCGUGGCCUCGGCGGUGCUGAUCCUCCUGGCCUUCGCUGGCUUCUUGAACGAGGCCACCGAGUUCCUGGGACAGUGGGUCCACUGUG
Durusdinium trenchii is the source of this 890-nucleotide messenger RNA. The record is from the annotation of a GenBank genome assembly. NCBI's taxonomy places the organism in Eukaryota, Dinophyceae, Suessiales, Symbiodiniaceae.